UACAUUGCAGCACUGCUUUUUCUAACUGGAUAAUACCAUCGACCAAAAACCAAAAACAACAUUUGAAAGAACACCAAACUCAGAAGCUCUUUGAAGAAGAAGAAGAAGAAAUCCUUCAAAUUUCAUAAGCAAAUUGACUCAAAUCGAAGCACCUCUUCCAGAGCAAUGGAGAAUUUAGUUUUCCAGCAAUCAAUCUUUCCUCGUAUCUUCAUCCAGACCAAAACUGCUGCAAGAAUUGGGAUGAGCAAGAACAGGCUGCCAUGGAAGUUUCAGACAUGCUCCGCCGCAGUCAGAUUCUCCGGCAGCGACAUCUCCGACGAGGACUCUUUGGAGAAGAAGACAAACCUGAAUGGUUUGCCCUUCAGAACUCUGGAAGCUGAGAUUACACAGGAAACCGUUGAUUUCUUCGUCAGUGAUGCCGAGGGCGAUCCUGACCGUCCGUCGCCGGGGUACUCCUCCGUCGAGCAAGCACUCGCUGCGUUGCGGCAACGGAAGUUUGUGAUUGUUGUCGAAGAGGACGUCGCAGACGGCGGCGCUGUCGAAGGGAAUCUUGUCAUGGCGGCAGCGCAUGCGAGCCCGGAGGCCGUCGCAUUCAUGAUCAAGCACGGAUCGGGUAUCGUUUCGGUCGGCAUGGCCGGGGACGAUCUCGAAAGGUUACAACUUCCAUUGAUGUCGAAGGAAGACGAUGCCUCGUCGUCGCCAUUGUUCACAGUGACAGUGGAUGUAAAAGCCGGGACAUCCUCAGGUGUCUCGGCUUCGGAUAGGGCGAAAACCGUUCUAGCUCUUGCCUCGACUCAAUCGAGGGCGGAGGAUUUUCGACGACCCGGCCAUGUUUUUCCCCUAAAGUACACGGUCGGAGGCGUUUUACGUAGAGUCGGGCACACCGAGGCAUCGGUUGAUCUAGUGAUGCUAGCAGGUCUACAUCCCGUCUCUAUUUUAUCGACUAUUGUCGACAAGGAAGACGGCUCAAUCGCCUCGUUGGAUGCUUUGAAAACAAUAGCCUCGGAUCACGGCAUCCCAAUCAUUUCGAUCACCGAUAUUAUAAGGUAUCGAAGGAAACGGGAAAAAGUCGUGGAGAGAACCGCGGUGUCGCGCUUGCCGACUAAAUGGGGAUUGUUUCAAGCGCAUUGCUACCGUUCAAAGCUCGACGGGAUCGAACACAUCGCCAUUGUCAAGUUUAAAACAUGCCAGGGCGAGAUUGGGAACGGACAAGAUGUUCUAGUGAGAGUUCAUUCCGAGUGUUUGACCGGCGACAUUUUCGGAUCACGGCGAUGCGACUGCGGAAACCAAUUGGAUCUAGCAAUGCAGCUGAUCGAGCAAGCCGGGAGAGGCGUCGUCGUGUACCUUAGAGGGCACGAGGGGCGCGGCAUCGGGCUCGGACACAAAUUGCAAGCAUAUAAUCUUCAAGACAAGGGACACGACACCGUCGAGGCUAACCUUGAGCUUGGGUUCGCUGCGGAUGCGCGCGAAUACGGUAUUGGGGCUCAGAUUUUGCGCGACAUCGGAGUUCACACGAUGCGGCUGAUGACGAACAAUCCGGCGAAGUUUUCCGGCCUUAAAGGGUACGGGCUAGCGGUGGUCGGCCGCGUUCCGGUGAUGACUCCGAUCACAGAGGAUAACAAACAGUACUUGGAGACAAAGAGGUUGAAAAUGGGACAUGUAUAUGGAUCGGAUUUACAGGGAUCGAUGACAGAGUUCUUUCGAACGAAUCGAGAUGGGGAAGAAAAGGACAUGUGAUGAAGAAAUUACAACGUUAUUGAAUCUUGUGUGUAUAGAAAUGGCAAAGGAUCCUCACACUUAAAAUUGGCUAAGUUGUAGGUAAAACAAGAUAAAAUUUAUUUCUGUUUUAUGAAAAUUGCACAAAAUUUUCUAUAACUUAAAAAUUAACUUAGACUUCGUUAUAGUUUCAAAAAUAUUGCAUUUAAAUCCUUUUUUGUUAUUAGUUAACGGUGAUUGUUCUAUAUACACCUUAACUGCCAAGGUAAUGUAAAAAUUCUGUAAUUACAGUGUCACUGUUAACUAAUGACGAAUGGAGUUUAAAUGUAAGGUUAUUCAAACUAUAAGGAAAUCUGAUUCAAUUUUUUAAAAAUGGGAGAUUUCGUCCAUUUUAUGUUGUUUUCGCUACUUUUUUGUUUUUGUGGGUAGGUAUAAUGCAUAACUUUGUAAAUUUUGGGUUGAGCAUCCGAGCCAGUAUAGAAAUGAUUUUUUUUUUUUUUUUUUAUGACAUGAGAAUUCGCAGUCGCUACUCAAAAGUGCGCACUGGGAAAACCUUUCGUCCGAUCGGAAACUAGGCGGUUUUUGUGUGUGUACGUGUGAGAAGUGCAUUGUGGUGUUGUUGA
Molecule: messenger RNA, 2339 nt
Organism: Andrographis paniculata
Lineage: Eukaryota; Viridiplantae; Streptophyta; Magnoliopsida; Lamiales; Acanthaceae
Product: monofunctional riboflavin biosynthesis protein RIBA 3, chloroplastic
Exons: 6
Coding region: 166-1737 (523 amino acids)
Biological process (GO): riboflavin biosynthetic process
Cellular component (GO): cytosol
Molecular function (GO): GTP cyclohydrolase II activity; 3,4-dihydroxy-2-butanone-4-phosphate synthase activity
Source: RefSeq, a predicted model, not a curated record